Molecule: messenger RNA, 2977 nt
Organism: Astyanax mexicanus (Mexican tetra)
Lineage: Eukaryota; Metazoa; Chordata; Actinopteri; Characiformes; Acestrorhamphidae
Gene: insig2
Product: insulin induced gene 2
Exons: 6
Coding region: 217-897 (226 amino acids)
Biological process (GO): SREBP signaling pathway; cellular response to insulin stimulus; cholesterol biosynthetic process
Cellular component (GO): SREBP-SCAP-Insig complex; endoplasmic reticulum
Source: RefSeq, a predicted model, not a curated record
GUAGCAGCGGUUCUGGACGAGCAGCCUUCGCUCUGUUGUGAGAUUGUAAAUAAAGCUGACGUUAGCGAGUUAGCUUAGCGGAUAUCCAGUUUCCUUUGGGUGUUUAUCUUCGUUUAAGGAAAACAACUCCAUAAUGGUAUGGUGUGAGGUCAGCUGACGGUGGCAGAAGAAGUGAGUAGCUGCAGAUUCUCUGGUUUUCACUCUGUCACAGCAGCCAUGGCAGAGACUACCAGAGUGAGUAGUAAUGGGACGGCCCCACGGGGACCGUACAUAAGCGUGAUCACAAACCGCACAACUAACCUGCUGAUCCGCGGGGCCAUGCUGUUCGGUGUGGGCGUGUUUCUUGCCUUAGUGCUAAACCUGCUACAGGUGCAGCGCAAUGUCACCCUCUUCCCUCCUGAUGUCAUCAGUAGCAUCUUCUCUUCAGCAUGGUGGGUCCCACCCUGCUGUGGCACAGCAUCAGCUCUGAUUGGGCUGCUGUAUCCCUGCAUAGACAGGCGUCUAGGGGAGCCCCAUAAGCUAAAGCGCGAGUGGUCCAGUGUGAUGCGCUGUGUAGCUGUGUUUGUUGGGAUUAACCAUGCUAGCGCUAAGGUGGAUUUUGCGAAUAAUGUGCAGCUCUCUCUGACCCUGGCUGCGUUGUCAGUGGGGUUGUGGUGGACGUUCGACCGAUCUCGCAGUGGCUUUGGUCUGGGAGUUGCCAUUGCGUUGCUUGCAACUCUUGCCACACAGCUGCUUGUCUACAAUGGAGUGUUUCAGUAUACCUCUCCAGACUUCCUGUACAUCCGUUCCUGGCUGCCCUGCAUUUUUUUCGCUGGCGUGAUCACUAUGGGCAAUAUAGGACGACAACUCGCUCUUUAUGAGUGUAAAGUAGUUCAAGAGAAAUCCCACCAGGACUGAGAGACUCUUCCCGCCCUCAGGACAAGGAUGAGAUUGGUGCAAAUAUAAGGAAACACACAAACCUUCACAGCAUUGGAGUGAUUUACAGCAGAUGGAGGCAAAGUUGACGUCUCCAACAUUUUUUAAGACAGUGGGACAUUGUGGGGAUUGGUGCUUACUCGUUGGCUGUCGGUGCAUUUAAGCUCUGCGUCUUCAGAACUGAAGAAAGCUGGAGCUUGGAAUAAAAUUGAAACCUUUUUGCCCUCUGGCUUCAGCCUUUAGAGUGUGUGAAACUCGCACAUGCAUUGUCUCAGCAGUGCUGUUAAAACUCUCGGCUGGGAUGUGCCAAACUGACUGACAAACUGACGGAUCCAUCCCUACUGACCAGAAUACUCCCCUCUAUUACUCAACAUUGUGGUCAAUACUUCCCACGUUUUAAGGUCAUUCACUCGAAAGGUGCUGUUUGCCGAAGUGUGAACAUGAGAAAAAGUCAAAAACAUGCGCACACAUGGCUUCUGAGGUAAAAACAUAGAAAUAUAAUCCCUAGAAUGGACAUAUACAUUUAAGUGAGAUUUCAAUCAUAUCUGUAAGCCAUUUUAUCAAUAAGAAGGAAUAUGGUGGCUUAAAAGCCUCUUCUAGCAUUGUUUUCUGAAACAAGCAAGCAGAACUAUAACAGUACAAUUAACUCUGUUUACAGUAUGUUUUUCUGUAUGAUAGGUCCCUACACAGCAAGUUCAUACUUACUAGCACACAGGCAAUAUGAUAAACGGCUCUGUGUGUGUAAGAGAGCAGGAGCACAAUCAGUGUUAAACCAGGUAUUGUAUUGCAACACUAACCAUUGAACUUCUCUUCAGCAUUCCCUGUUUGCUCACAACACUUUUAAUCUCUCUCUCUUUCUACCCCACGACAAGAAAAAAAGCACUGCUUUUGCACACUAAUUUAAAUCCACUGAUGUUUGCCACAGCCUUAACAUUACUGAUAUCUUUGUAAAAGUGGUUUGACUAAAUCUAUUGCUUUAAAGGGAGCCGUCAGCAGACCUGGUACUACUGUCCAUUUCUGCUCCUUAACAACCUUUGAAUGGAACUGAAUAGUGGGAGUUUUUGGAGAGUGUUGUAUAGGCUUUUCACCAUAAACUUUUUGGAAAAUGUUUGGACUAUAUAUUUCCCCAGAAAUUAUUGCGAUAAAUGAAAUUAUUGUUAUUUUAAGAGUAGGCCUGUCACAAUAACUAUCUUAAUUUGGAUUAUAUAGUGUCUGAAAUAAUUGAAAAAAAAACAAUAUUACUGUCAUUUUAAGGUCAUUCUCGUAUAGCAUAUAAUGCAAUUACACCUUUUUAAAUAACAUUGGAAUUAAAAUAUUACAUUUAAAUAAAUAAAACAGUCUGCAAGUCUCCAACUCAUUCACGUUAAUGGCCUUGCAUCAGUGAGUAAACAUAAACAGCCGUGUCUAGGUCAGCAAAAAAUAUUGAAGAAAUGACCACAUAUUUUAUGAUAACUUGAUAAUGUAAUUAUCGUGACAGGCCUAGUGUUGAAUUUAGUUUUUUUUUAUUUGCGUUUUGGAAAGGGUGUUCUUGUUUGCAGUUAUGCAAGUGAAGGGAAAUUACCUGUAUAAUUUAAUAAUAAUUAAACAUUUUUCAUCAAAUGAACUUGGGCAAAAGAAGGAGCAAAAGGGGAAAGUACACAUUUUUGUGCAAGUGUUACAACGUGUUAAUGAAUAUGUUAUUAUUUUUAUGUAAUCAUUUUACAAGUAAAUGCCUGAUAAUUUCUCUAGUAGCUGAAAACCUCAGAAACAUUGUUUUCCACACCAUUUUUGAUUCAGUAAACAGUGAACAUUAUGGACUGAUUUCAGGAAACAGAUCAAAUACAGUCUUGGGCUAAAAGCCUUGGUUAAUAAGUGACUGUUCAGGACAGCAUUCACCGUGUGGAAAACUGGACCAGUGUGCUCUGGAACAUGCAGCAUAAACAGCUAUAACUUCAGGUUGCGGUUUAAAACUGAUAAAAAGAGUGAAACUGCACUUACAGAUUUUUCUGUGGAUUUUCAUCCACACUUCAGCAUUUUACUGGAAAGAUACCAGCUCUUAAAUAAAACUGUUUUUUUUAUUGUA